AUGGGAGAUUCACAAGGGAAUGGUAAAAGAAAAGAUUACAAAACUUGGAAUGCUGAAGAGAGCAAUGUUUUGCUUCAACUUAUGGUUGAAGGCGCCAAACUUGGAUUGCGUGAUAUUAAUGGUGUGAUAAGCAAACAAACAGUAGAGGCGAAGCUACUUCCUAAACUGAAGGAAAAACUUGGUUGUGAAAUAAGUUUUAGUCAUUACCAAAGUAGAGUGAAAUGGUUUAAGAAACAAUACACCAAUUACUCUCAACUUAUGCGUCAUAGUUCUGGAUUUGGGUGGGAUCCGAUCACAAAGAGAUUCACUGCUGAUGAUGAAGUAUGGGCAGAUUAUUUGAAGUCACAUCCAACGCAUGGGCACUUUCGGUCAGAAACUUUUCCAGACUAUGAGGACUUGAAAAUUGCAGUUGGAAAUGGAACUGCAACUGGAAUGGGCUCAAUCAGUUUAGGUGAUGAUACAGAUGCCUCUACAUUUGGAGCGGAAGAAAACGGACCUUGGGGAAUUGAUGGAUUAGUUUUUGAUCGAAAUACUAACAUGUUCAUGCAAAGUGAAAAUGAGUCAUCACACCAAGAAAACUCGCCAUCUCUUUCACAACAACCCUCCCAAGGUACCAAUGUAGAUGCUCCACCACAUAGCAGGACUCAAGGAAAACGGAGUAGGACUGACUAUGAAAAUAAUAGCGGCUCAAAGGGGGCAACUAGUCAGGCUGAGGUUUUAGAAAACUUAUCAAGUGGCAUUGGUAAAAUUGUCACAAGUUUUGAUAAAAUUUGUGGCUUAAUGGAGAAGAGAGAAUCAAGAGAGAGUGAUCUUUUGGAUGCUAUGAACGAGACCCCAGGAUUAACUGAUGAGGCUUGCUUUAUGGCUCUUGAUUUGCUUAAUACUAAAGCAAAGCAAGAUUUCUUCUUGAAGAUGACUCCUGAACAACGACAUAAUUGGAUCACCUAUAAACAAAUGCAAUAG
Rosa chinensis is the source of this 963-nucleotide messenger RNA. RefSeq lists its product as uncharacterized. Lineage: Eukaryota; Viridiplantae; Streptophyta; Magnoliopsida; Rosales; Rosaceae. The transcript is spliced from 2 exons. Bases 1 to 963 code for a protein of 320 amino acids. The record is from RefSeq and is a predicted model, not a curated record.